CUGUGCGUGAGUGUUCGUUCAGUCGUCAGAUUGAUGAAAAUGAAAAUGGAGCGGGAGAGAGAUGAUAAUAUUGAGUCAAGUUUUGAUAGUAUUGAGUUGAAUAACACUUUCUUCUCAGUCGCUGAUACCGAUAAUGCCAUGAUUCCAUUGCCAACUUCUUCCGGCUUUGUUCCACUCAACUACAACCAACUCUUUUUUGAUUUUGACUCCCACCACCCUUUUUCACCCCUUCCACUUGCACACUCCUCUCACCACCUCUCAAACUUCUUUUCCCAAUCUUCUCAUCCUUUUAACAACUCUUACUCUUCUUCCUCAUCCUCUCGGAAACGUCCUCGUUUCGACUCUUCCCUCUGUCCCAACCACUUAUUCUCGCCUCCCCUUCAACUGCAACGUGAGUUGGCUAGACAGCGCCGACAAAACAUCAGCGACAAGGUUCGGUGCUUGCAAAAGCUCAUGCCAUGUGACAAGAAAAUGGAUACAGCUACCACCCUUGAAGAGGCCUAUAAGUAUGUCCGAUUCUUGCAAGCUCAAGUUAAGGCUCUCUAUUCAAUGCCACUCGAGUCUAGCUUUGCUCUUCAAAACGACUUGGAUGGGCACCGUUGUGAACGUUUUGGCGGGUUGGAGAUGUUGAACAGGCAGCAAAUUUUACAGGUAUUGGUUAACUCUCCUGUGGCACAAACCAUGCUUUAUUCAAAAGGGUCUUGUAUUUUGUCUUUGGAGCAGUUGAUUUUGAUGAACAAACUUGCCCAGGCAAAGCUUUUUAUGCAGCAGCACCACCAUCAGUAGUUACUCAUUUGCUUUUUUGGCUUAUUACGGACUUGAAAAAGAAACUCCUAUCAUAUGCGCUUUUUGGAUUAUCAUGUCAAAACCAUAUUAUAUUCUAUAAGAAAAGGCCUAAGAGAAAUUUUGGGUGUUAAAAGAUGAGAGACGAAGGAAAUUUUAAUACUGUUGUGCUAUGGCGAAUUUUGCUAA
This is a messenger RNA of Mangifera indica (mango), 972 nucleotides long. RefSeq names its product transcription factor bHLH117-like. Lineage: Eukaryota; Viridiplantae; Streptophyta; Magnoliopsida; Sapindales; Anacardiaceae. Gene Ontology annotation, biological process: regulation of DNA-templated transcription. The transcript has a single exon. Gene Ontology annotation, molecular function: DNA-binding transcription factor activity; protein dimerization activity. Bases 34 to 786 code for a protein of 250 amino acids. The record is from RefSeq and is a predicted model, not a curated record.